Bubalus bubalis (water buffalo) is the source of this 2206-nucleotide messenger RNA. RefSeq names its product histocompatibility minor 13 (gene HM13). The record is from RefSeq and is a predicted model, not a curated record. The transcript is spliced from 10 exons. Bases 130 to 1224 code for a protein of 364 amino acids. Gene Ontology annotation, biological process: membrane protein proteolysis. Gene Ontology annotation, molecular function: aspartic endopeptidase activity, intramembrane cleaving. Gene Ontology annotation, cellular component: membrane; cytoplasmic side of endoplasmic reticulum membrane; lumenal side of endoplasmic reticulum membrane. NCBI's taxonomy places the organism in Eukaryota, Metazoa, Chordata, Mammalia, Artiodactyla, Bovidae.
CGGCGAGGGAGGCACGUCACUUCCUGUUUCUUUAGGGGAACGUGGCUUUCCCCAGAGCGCCGGAUCUUUCUCUCUGCGUCUCCGCUGCAGCGGCUGGAGCUGGAGUCGGACCCCGAGCGCAGCUUCGCCAUGGACUCGGCCGUCAGCGACCCGCAUAACGGCAGCGCCGAGGCAGGCGGCCCAACCAACGGCACGACGCGGCCACCUUCCACGCCAGAGGGCAUCGCGCUGGCCUACGGCAGCCUCCUGCUCAUGGCGCUACUGCCCAUCUUCUUCGGCGCCCUGCGUUCGGUGCGCUGCGCCCGCGGCAAGAACGCCUCGGACAUGCCUGAGACCAUCACCAGUCGGGACGCCGCCCGGUUCCCCAUCAUCGCCAGCUGCACGCUCUUGGGACUCUACCUCUUUUUCAAAAUAUUCUCCCAGGAGUACAUCAACCUCUUGCUGUCCAUGUAUUUCUUCGUGCUGGGAAUCCUGGCCCUGUCCCACACCAUCAGCCCUUUCAUGAAUAAGUUUUUUCCAGCCAACUUCCCAAACCGACAGUACCAGCUGCUGUUCACACAGGGCUCUGGGGAGAACAAGGAAGGUGGGAGGGGCAGCCCCGCCCCGGGGAGUGGACUUACCCGGCCUCUCUGCCCAGAGAUCAUCAAUUAUGAGUUUGACACCAAGGACCUGGUGUGCCUGGGCCUGAGCAGCAUCGUUGGCGUCUGGUACCUGCUGAGGAAACACUGGAUUGCCAACAACCUCUUUGGCCUGGCCUUCUCCCUUAACGGGGUGGAGCUCCUGCACCUGAACAACGUCAGCACCGGCUGCAUCCUGCUGGGCGGACUCUUCAUCUACGACAUCUUCUGGGUGUUUGGCACCAAUGUGAUGGUGACAGUGGCCAAGUCCUUUGAGGCGCCAAUAAAAUUGGUGUUUCCCCAGGACCUGCUGGAGAAGGGCCUGGAAGCGGACAACUUUGCCAUGCUGGGACUCGGAGACAUCGUCAUUCCAGGAAUCUUCAUUGCCUUGCUGCUGCGUUUUGACAUCAGGUCCUUGGGAGCUUGUUCCAGAAUCUGCACCAUUCCCAAAGGGAGUCUCUUGUACUCCAGGCUGCACAGCAGGACUGUUUUCAGUGGACUGCGGCUCCCAGCUCAGAAGCCGCCAGGGCAAAGGGAAAGGAGUCGGCCCCCCUUCGUUCCACAGAUGUUGCUAGACACACACAAAGGUCCUGAGCUGGCUUCGUGAAAGGGCAGCAAGUGAUGGCAAUGCCAGGAUGCUUGUGGGUCAGCUCUUCUGAAGCUGAUUUUAGGCGAAUUCCCCAGGACGCCACUGGCCUUUUAUCCUCGUAAUCAACAUCUUUUUAGUAUCCAUGAUGGGUUACUGAACUAUUAGCUCCACUGCACUUAAAAGUAAGAACUUAACUUUACAGUUUCUCCAUCUUAGUUCCUCAAAACAUGAGCCCCAAACCAGCAAGGACCUAUUCUUUAGCACAAGGAACUGUACUUAAUACUUUGUAAUCACCUAUAAGGGAAGAGAAUCUGAAAAAUAUAUGUAUAUCUGAAUCACAGCAUUAUACACCUGAAACUAAUAUGAUAUUAUAAAUCAGCUACACAUUUUUAAAAAGCCAAAAAUAAAGUUAUAAAACACACAAAUGCCAAAAUGCAGAUCCCCAUACUCAUUAGAUUAGACUCCCUGGGAACUAGACCUAGCACUCUGUUCUGUUUUGAGGGGUUUUUGGUUCUGUGGUUUUGUUUUUUGUUUUGGUUUUUUUUUUGGACCACACUGCUCAGCUUGUGGGAUAUCAGUUCCUUGACCAGGGGUUGAACCCAGGCCAUGGCAUUGAAAGCCUGGAAUCCUAACCACUAGGCCACCACGGAACUCCCACACAGUUCUUUAUUUUUUAAUAUGCUGUCCGGGUGAUUUUUAUGCUGACCUGAGCUUCAUAGCCACUGUUCUCGAUUAUAGCAUUUGAUAUUCAGCAACCAUCAGGGAGAUGGCGCGUGGCAUUCCUGUUUUGCAGAUGAUUAAACUGAGGCUGAGAGAAGGAAAGGGAUUGGUCCAGAGACGCUUAGAUGGGGCAGAACCAGAGUGCACGCCCGUCUCCACACCCCACAGCCCAUAACCUUAGCCCCACACAGCUUCCAGGGUCUCCCCAGCUCCUCUCCUGAGAGGGCAUGUGGCUCUGCAGUGCUUGUGUCUCACUCUCUCUCUCUACCCCAUGCCAUCG